ACAACUCAACAGCUGGAAUCCGGAAUUCCUCUCCCACCAUCCCAACUCUCCCGAUACAAUAACGGCGAUUUAGCGUGUCGCCUCGACCGUUCGCUCUUCUGUGUUUACAUUCCAAUCAAUUCGCCAAUCGAUCAGCGACCAUGUCUGCACCUGCCAAGAUGAUCCGCCGGAAGAAGAACGUCAAGAAGGGAAUCCAGUUCUGCUUGAUGGUCUGUGGAGCCUCGGGAACUGGCCGGACCACCUUCGUCAACACUCUGUGCGGCAAGUCGGUGCUCUCCCACAAGGAGUCCGAUGACCCCAACAGUGCUCAUAUCGAGGACGGGGUCAAGAUCAAGCCCAUUACAGUCGAACUUGAGUUGGAUGAGGAGGGCACUCGUAUCUCCUUGACCAUUGUUGACACCCCCGGCUUCGGGGAUCAAAUAGACAAUGAGGCUAGCUUCUCGGAGAUUGUUGGGUAUCUCGAGAGACAAUACGAUGAUAUCCUGGCGGAGGAGUCGCGUAUCAAGCGUAACCCCCGUUUCAGGGACAACCGUGUUCAUGCCAUGCUUUAUUUCAUCACCCCGACCGGCCACGGCCUUCGAGAGCUUGAUAUUGAACUCAUGAAGCGCCUUGCUCCGCGUGUCAAUGUCAUCCCAGUCAUUGGCCGAGCCGAUUCCCUCACUCCCGCAGAGCUUGCUGAGUCCAAGAAGCUCGUCAUGGAGGACAUUGAGCAUUACCGAAUCCCAGUGUACAACUUCCCCUACGACAUCGAGGAGGAUGACGAGGACACCGUCGAGGAGAACGCUGAGCUCAGAGGGCUCAUGCCGUUUGCUAUUGUUGGUUCCGAGGACAUUGUUGAGAUCGGAGGCCGCAAGGUUCGCGCCCGUCAGUACCCUUGGGGUGUUGUCGAGGUUGACAACCCGCGUCACUCGGACUUCCUUGCGAUCCGGUCUGCACUGUUGCACAGCCAUCUUGCUGAUCUGAAGGAAAUCACCCAUGACUUCCUUUAUGAGAACUACCGUACCGAGAAGCUCAGCAAGAGCGUCGAGGGUGGUGCCGGAGUCGAUUCGUCCAUGAACCCAGAGGACCUGGCAUCGCAGUCUGUGCGCCUGAAGGAGGAGCAGCUGCGCCGAGAGGAAGAGAAGCUCCGCGAGAUCGAGGUCAAGGUCCAGCGCGAGAUCAACGAGAAGCGCCAGGAGCUUCUUGCCCGCGAAUCACAGUUGCGCGAGAUAGAGGCCCGGAUGCAGCGCGAGCAGGCCGCUGCGCAGGCCGCCCAUCAGGCGCGGGUCGACAGCCACGCCGAAGCCAAUGGAGGAGAUCAAGACGGCAACUAGGCACCUUUCUCGGUCUGAUACCCCCGCUGUUGUACCGAUACCGACAACAAAAAACGAUGCGACCUGGUAAUUCAAUACAGGCGUUGGUUCUUUAUGCUGCGUUGAAGAGACAAUUAUUCCCCUGCUGCUUCUGGCUUUGGUUUGGACGAGUUUAGCUCUGGAAGAGACAUAUGAACAGCGAUGAAAGGCAAGAGACGAUCCGGAGGAGCCAACAGACUAAGGGGCCUGGAAGACACUCGUGUCAAGAGGCAGGCUGGGGAGCUACUUGACAAGAGUCAUCCGCCAUUACCAUCCUAAUUUGUUCUCUCUUCGGCUUGAUCUUAGCAUUGGGUACCUGGUCUCGCCGCUGGG
Molecule: messenger RNA, 1664 nt
Organism: Phialemonium atrogriseum
Lineage: Eukaryota; Fungi; Ascomycota; Sordariomycetes; Cephalothecales; Cephalothecaceae
Product: septin
Exons: 7
Coding region: 141-1313 (390 amino acids)
Biological process (GO): intracellular protein localization; cytoskeleton-dependent cytokinesis
Cellular component (GO): cell division site; septin ring; microtubule cytoskeleton
Molecular function (GO): molecular adaptor activity; GTP binding; GTPase activity
Source: RefSeq, a predicted model, not a curated record